This is a messenger RNA of Carassius auratus (goldfish), 4649 nucleotides long. RefSeq names its product myosin IIIB (gene myo3b). Gene Ontology annotation, molecular function: protein serine/threonine kinase activity; ATP binding; microfilament motor activity. Gene Ontology annotation, cellular component: myosin complex; photoreceptor inner segment; filopodium tip. The record is from RefSeq and is a predicted model, not a curated record. Gene Ontology annotation, biological process: sensory perception of sound; positive regulation of filopodium assembly; regulation of actin filament length. The coding region runs from base 1 to 3912 and encodes 1303 amino acids. NCBI's taxonomy places the organism in Eukaryota, Metazoa, Chordata, Actinopteri, Cypriniformes, Cyprinidae. The transcript is spliced from 37 exons.
AUGGCAGGAAAUGCCAAUGGAAGAACCAAUGUGGUCCAAAGCAGGAGGUCUUUCUAUGGACUGUAUCCCUACAAGUCAAGCAUGAUCGGUCUGGAGUCGCUGACGGAUCCAUCUUCUGAUUGGGACAUCAUAGAAACAAUUGGGAAAGGAACAUAUGGCAAGGUCUACAAAGUCAUCAGUAAGAAAGAUGGAAGUCAAGCAGCAGUGAAAGUUUUGGAUCCCAUUAAUGAUGUGGAUGAGGAAAUUGAAGCGGAGUACAACAUCCUGCACUCGCUGUCCAACCAUCCCAAUGUGGUGAAGUUCUUCGGCAUGUUCUACAAAUCAGAUGAACUCUCUGGAGGGCAGCUUUGGCUUGUUUUGGAGCUGUGCAAUGGAGGUUCAGUAACUGACCUGAUAAAGGGUUUGCUGAUGAGAGGGAAACGUCUUGAGGAGCCCAUCAUCUCCUACAUCCUGUAUGGAGCACUUCUGGGUCUCCAGCAUCUUCACAACAACAGAAUAAUCCACCGUGAUGUGAAGGGCAACAACAUCCUCCUCACCACAGACGGUGGAGUCAAACUGGUGGACUUUGGUGUCUCAGCUCAGCUGACGAGUGCCCGUCUCCGCCGAAACACAUCAGUGGGAACCCCGUUCUGGAUGGCUCCUGAGGUGAUAGCGUGUGAACAGCAGUAUGACUACUCGUAUGACGCACGCUGUGAUGUGUGGUCUCUGGGCAUCACUGCCAUAGAGCUGGCAGAUGGAGACCCACCCCUGGCAGAGAUGCACCCUGUCAAAGCGCUCUUCAAAAUACCACGGAACCCGUCUCCUACCCUACGUCACCCGGAGCAGUGGUGCAGGAGUUUCUGUCACUUCAUUGCUCAGUGUCUGAUAAAGGAUUUUGAGACGCGGCCAUCGGUGACGCAUCUGCUGGAGCAUCCGUUCAUCAAACAGGCUCAUGGAAAAGACACGUCGCUCAGACAGCAGCUGUCAGUCCUCAUCCGCGAGCAACAGGAUGUGGGAAACAGGAUCAAGACCAGGCAUGAGCGGAUCAAUACCCGCAAAACCCUGAUCAUUGAGAGCUGUCCUGAUGAUGAUCUGGUGAACCUGGAGGUUUUAGAUGAGGAAACAAUCAUUGCACAUCUUCAGAGGCGAUAUCAGGAUCUGCAGAUCUACACGUAUGUUGGGGACAUCCUCAUAGCACUCAACCCUUUCCAGAACCUCAGCAUCUACUCUCCACAGUUCUCAAAGCUGUAUCAUGGGAUGAAACGUUCCACUAACCCCCCGCACAUCUUUGCCACCGCUGAUGCAGCCUAUCAGAGCAUGGUCACCCUCUGCAAAGACCAGUGUAUAAUCAUUAGUGGAGAAAGUGGAGCCGGUAAAACUGAGAGUGCCCACCUCAUCGUCCAACAUCUCACAUUUCUGGGCAAGGCUAAUAAUCGAACGCUCCGUGAGAAGAUUCUUCAAGUGAAUCCCCUGGUGGAGGCAUUUGGGAAUGCGUGCACGGCCAUCAACGAUAACUCCAGCCGCUUCGGGAAGUACCUGGAGAUGAAGUUCACACCUACAGGGGCGGUGAUGGGUGCUAAGAUCUCUGAGUAUCUUCUGGAGAAAUCAAGAGUCAUCAAACAGGCCAUGGGCGAGAAAAACUUCCAUAUAUUUUACUACAUCUAUGCUGGUCUUUACCAUCAAGACAACCUCAAGAAAUACAGGCUACCCAACAAAACUGCCCCCAGAUACAUUGAUUGUGUUAAUGGUAAGGUAAUGCAGGACAUCAUCUCCAGCAAACUCUACAAGGAGCAAUUUGAUGCCAUUCAGGACUGUUUCCGUAUCAUAGGAUUUACUGAAGAGGAAGUGAAUUCUGUGUACAGAAUCCUAUCAGCCAUUUUAAACACAGGAAAUAUUGAGUUCACAUCCACCAGCUCUCAACAUCAGAGCGACAAGAGUGAGGUGCCUGACUCUAAGGCCUUAGACAAUGCGGCCGCUCUCCUCAGUAUCGGCUCUGAGGAGCUUCAGGAAGCUCUGACCUCCCACUGUGUGGUAACUCGAGGAGAAACCAUCAUUCGCACCAACACCGUGGACAAGGCCACUGAUGUGAGAGACGCCAUGUCUAAAGCCCUGUACGGACGCCUCUUCAGCUGGAUAGUGAACCGCAUCAAUGCACUGCUGCAGCCGGACACCAACAUCUGUGCGGCUGAGAGUGGAAUGAACGUGGGGAUUUUGGACAUCUUUGGUUUCGAAAACUUCAAGAAGAACUCAUUUGAGCAGCUGUGUAUCAACAUCGCUAAUGAACAGAUCCAGUUCUACUUCAAUCAACACAUCUUUGCCCUGGAACAGAUCGAGUAUCAGAGCGAGGGUGUAGAUGCCAGUCUGGUGCAGUAUGAGGACAACAGGCCCAUUCUGGACAUGUUUCUUCAGAAGCCCAUGGGUUUGCUGUCUCUGCUGGACGAGGAGAGCCGGUUCCCACAGGCCACCGACCAAACACUCGUCGAUAAGUUUCAGGAUAACCUGAGAAACAAGUACUUCUGGACGCCCAAGCGUGUGGAGCUUUGCUUCGGGAUCCAGCAUUAUGCUGGCAAGGUGUUGUAUAAUGUCAGCGGUUUUCUGGAGAAGAACCGGGACACUCUUCCUGCAGACAUUGUGGUGGUUUUGAGGACGUCAGAGAACAAACUCCUGCAGCAGCUGUUUUCCAGCCCUCUGACUAAAACAGGUAACCUGGCCACAUCCAGGGCAAGAGUGACAGCAGCAUCCAGAUCUCUGCCUCCACAGCUCAACAGUGGCAGAAAUAAGUCUCCUAAAUAUCUGCUAAAGGUGGACACCAUGGAGAUGAUGCGUCACCCAGAAGAAACCACUAACAUGAGGAGACAGACAGUGGCGUCUUAUUUCAGGUACUCUCUCAUGGACCUGCUGUCUAAAAUGGUGGUGGGAACGCCUCAUUUCGUCCGCUGUAUCAAACCCAAUGAUGACCGGCAGGCUCUGCGCUUCAAUAAGGAGCGCGUGAUGGUUCAGCUGCGUUACACCGGCAUCCUAGAGACCGUCAGCAUCCGCCGGCAGGGCUAUUCUCACCGGAUACUCAUCGAGGAGUUUGUUAACAGGUAUUAUUAUCUGGCCUUUCGUGCCCAUCAGAUGCCAGAGGGCAGCAGAGAGAACGCCAUCACAAUACUGCAGAAAGCCAAACUAGACAACUGGGUUCUGGGCAAGACCAAGGUGUUUCUGAAGUACUAUCACGUGGAGCAGCUCAAUCUGAUGUUGCGGGAGGUAAUCGCGCGGGUGGUGUUGAUGCAGGCCUACACCAAGGGCUGGCUGGGAGCUCGGCGGUACCGGAGAGAGAGAGAGAAACGCAACAACGGGGCCAUUAUUAUACAGUCAGCCUGGAGGGGUUAUGUGGCCCGUCAGAAUCUGAAGCAGAUAAAGAGAGAGCGUGCGCAGGCUGCUGUACAGAUCCAGUCAGCAUACAGAGGCUACAGAGUCAGGAAAGACUACAAACAGAGUCGACAGUGGACUGGACAACCCACACCUGAAAGAAGAUUUUCCACCAGUUACCUCCCAGAUAAAGAGGUUGUCUCUGUCAGCGCAGAGGACAGCUCCGGUGACGUUUCUGUGCUGAAGACGGACAAACGGAGUGACAGCAGAAAGAGAGACGGGCUGCAGGAGCAGGGUCCAAUGGUGAAGCUACAUCACCGUUCCCCUCGGCGAAGAGGACAGCAGCCCAAGCUCCUAAACAGCCCGGAAGACAGUCUUUAUUACAACCAUCUCAAUAGAAGUCUGGAUUAUCAGGGGAGCAAGAGGAAACCCAGAAAACUGGGGCAGAUCAAGCUUCUGGAUGGAGAGGAUGAAUAUUAUCAAUUACUGUCUGUCCCUGAGGAUGAGAUUUUAUCUGACCCCUCCCCAAACCCUAAGAACGCCACGCCCACUGGCCCUCCUGCUAUCUCCUCCAGAUGAGCUGUGCUCCGCCCACCGCCUUGACGCGUGCUGACAGUUGAUUGCCUUCUCCAGCCUUUUGCUGCGAAAUCUGCUGUAUAUAUAAAAUAAUGAGGGGUUACUAUCUAUGUAUGCAUUUAUUUCUGGAUUUAAGCAUCUAUUAUGAAAUAAAAAAUGUUCUCUUUAUCAGUUUUCUUGUAAAAUAAAAAGGAAAAAUACAUACUGUGGUUAAUUAUAUAAAGACCGUCCCUCCAUGGCAGACUACUGAACUGUUAAUAUUUAAAAUUAUAUGUUGCCAAACAACAUGAUUAGAUGAUUGACUCACUGUGCAUUAUUUGUUUCUUUUGUUGUUCCUGUUUGGUCUAAGCUGUUUAUGAGCAACAGACCACAGAACGAAGUGUGUACAUCCUCUUGAUAGAAAGUGAUCAGCUGCUCAAUAAUGUGCUCUCUUCACUUUAAUGAAGCAGAGCGUGUAAAUGAGCGGCGCUGUAAUGUGAGACUCGCUGUUCCAGUAACAGUUUGGUACAGAUCUUAAAUAUGCAUCACUGCUUCUCAUGUUGAUAUUAUAAAACUCCCUCUGGUAAUGCAUUCAUUCAACGACACAGUAAAGUUUCAGAAAACAUAACAUCUGGAAAGUAAUGCACUGCAUGGUCUUAAAAAACAUGGUUGUGAGUUGUGGUGAAGUUUCAGUCUUGUACAGUGUCUGUGUUCUCAAUCCGGUCUUGACAGCUGUUUUGUAUCCUAAUCUGUCUGAUAAU